Messenger RNA from Thermothelomyces thermophilus ATCC 42464, 2294 nucleotides. RefSeq lists its product as uncharacterized. Gene Ontology annotation, molecular function: zinc ion binding; DNA-binding transcription factor activity, RNA polymerase II-specific. Gene Ontology annotation, biological process: regulation of DNA-templated transcription. Lineage: Eukaryota; Fungi; Ascomycota; Sordariomycetes; Sordariales; Chaetomiaceae. The record is from RefSeq and is a predicted model, not a curated record. Bases 175 to 2055 code for a protein of 626 amino acids. The transcript has 2 exons.
GGAAUGGGAUUGCCCGCCUGAGAGCCGACGUCGCCGAUACAAGUUCGAUCCCCGGCACCGAUCGCGACCGCGCCUCCUCGACUCGACAGCGCCUUCGAUCGCAUCUCCCAGCCCUAUCCCUCACCUACACACGAGCGGGUGCCUAUUGGCAUCGCAUCGCACGUUGUUGCCGACAUGUCUGCAAUGUCCCCCAACGGAACGGGACCUAUGCCUGCGGGAUCGCACAGCGGAAGUGUGUCACCUCGCACCGUUACAGCAGCCGCCCCCAAGGCGGUUCAAUUCGUUCUCGUCCUUCAACAUUCGCCGUACCAGGCCCGCCUGCCCCUGCGCGUCUCUAUCUACCCGCAUGAUUCCACCGAUUCCAUCAUCACAACCGUCAAGAAUUUCUAUGGCCUUUACUCGGGCCCGGGUAUCUCCAAGGGAGUCAGUUUCGAAGACGAGAAUGGCAAUACCAUGAUUGCCCGGUAUGAAAACUUCACGAACAAUAUGAUAGUUCGCGUGCGCGUCAUCGAUGAGCCGCUUGGACCCGAUUUCCACGCUGCUCUCGGUGGCGCCCACUACCACGCCAAUGGCUACCCGACCCAAGGCUCUCAACACCUAGACGCACACGCUUCCCGCUCCACGUCUAGGACGCCGCGCAUGCGAAGCCCCUCUCCCAACGGUGGACGUGGGCGCCGCAGCACCUCGACGGGCGGUAACCCCGCUUCUGGGAAGAAGGGGCGCUCCCGCUCUUCCAAAAACCGCUCCCGGGUGAAUGGUGACGGGCACGGCGAUAGCUUCAAUGGUUACAGCAGCAGCGACGGCACCGCUGGCCCAUCUAGCCGAGCCAAGGAGCAGCUGGGCAACACUGAUAUCAGCGUCGAGAACAUUGUCGAAGGUGGCCGUCGCAAGCGUACCAAAUUCGAGAGCUCGGAGCUACCCCUCUUUGCUCCUCCCCAGAUGCCGGCGACAACGUCGAACCCGUCCCUCUCGCCCGCUCGUCGGCUGGACCCUCACCGAAGCUCCUUGCCAUUGAUUCCCUCCGGACAAAACCCUUUCAGUAAUCCGCAUCUCCUCCACUCUCCGCGGGCGUUGUCCAACGGUUACGCACACCCCGGGGCGUAUUCUACACCUAGCAGCGACAAUCGUCGUAGCCGCGAAGGCUUAGGGUUCCUGCCAGGACCUGGUGACGGCUCAGUCAUGCCGACGCCCGAACCGACUGUGCGAAGCGCUAUGUCCGAGGAAGACAAGGACGUUGCCAUGCAGCUGAUGAGGAUGUCAACACACGGUCGGGCCUCUGGGUCGACCCAGGACGAUGCCUUCAGCGGGAGAGCCGACGCAUCUUCAUCAGCGGGCGCAACGAGCGACGCCGACAGCUGCGACGAGGAUGAGAGACUUGCCACGCGGAGACAGAGGCUGGAUGUGUCCGGUAACCACAAGAAUGUUUUCGACACCUCGGAAGGCCACCUUGCCGUUCCCAGAGACAGUGCCGAGACGAGCGGCGAAGAGGCUUACAGCUCGGAUGGCCCUGAUGACAGCACAACGGCUGCCUCCGCCGGUAAGGGUGUCAAGCCCAAGGUGACCAGCGUGGUCGCCGCCAAACCACCUUCGCAGUCGUCAAACAAGACCAAGUCCUACAAAGCCCCCAAGCCCAAGGCGAAGAAGCCAACGAGCAUCGCGGGCCCAAUGACGCCGGCGUCCCUCCCUGCCUCUCGGAAACAGUCGAUCGCCUCCAAUCCGACCUUUCCCUCGGCUUCGGCAGAGGAGGAGCAGCCCGACCUUUCGACAAAGCCCCGAUGCCAGCGCUGCCGCAAGAGUAAGAAGGGAUGCGAUAGGCAGCGCCCUUGUGGCAGAUGCCGGGAUGCCGGGAUUCCCGCGGAGCUCUGCAUUAGCGAAGACGAAGGCAAUGGUCGCAAAGGCCGAUACGGUCGGCAUAUGGGCGUGCCUAUCAAGAAGGACGAUAUGCCACCUCCGGCUAUGAACUUGCUACCCGCCGCGCCAAUCGCCUCUGAUGCGCUCGGCUUAUCAAUGCCCUCGUCCAGCAUCAUGGACAAGAACAAGAAGCGCAAGAGGUAGUCAGGCGGUUGACGUCCAUCCGCCUGUAGCUUGUACGGCUCGAAAAGCAGAAGACUUGCAGCGGCGCAACGUUAAAACAUUACAUUCAGCAACGCAUCGCCAUUGGUCUUGGAAAACAAAAAAGCACGCUCUUCAUCUUUAAUGGGCGUCUUGUGGGAGAAAAGACAGGGCAAAAUGCAAGGAUGUAUACAUCAACAGCAACUACAAACGGUGUUCCCGUCGCGCUCUAAAUCGGUCUC